UGCAGUGUCUGCCAGGUUUACAAAAGUAUUAAAGUCACGGAACGUUACUGGUUAGAAAUUAUAUACAUACAUACAUACACGGUGUUUAGCAUCCCAGAUAGCUAUGCACUACAGUGACUUACAGUGAGUUACAAUGUACUCUUUCCCGCGGCAUCAGCUUCACGCACGCUGUAGACCAUGUGACACUGUACUACCGUCAAAGUGGCUCGACUGGAAACAGGAAAGGCAAUUUCUUGUGGUCAACAAAAAAAAUUAUUUCAUAAGCAAUGGGGCUGACAAAAUGUAGUCCUAUUUUAUUUAUUUGAAUUAAUUGUGUGGUUUUCUGUACGAUAGCGCAUAGUUAAACGAUGUACUGUUUGUCGGUAUUACGAAGAUCGUGUCUGCACACCUCAGCCAGGACUUUUAAAAAGAUACCACAAAAUCUGAAGGGGAAAAGUGCUUCAGAUCAGCGUUGGAUUGUAAGGCAGCUCAACGACCCCUUUGUCAAAGCUGCUCAUGGGCAAAACUAUCGAUGCAGGAGUGCCUUUAAACUUCUGGAAAUCGACGACAAAUACAAAAUUCUAAAGCCUGGGUGCAGUGUCAUCGAUUGCGGAGCUGCUCCAGGUGCGUGGAGCCAGGUUGCCGUUCAGAGAGUGAAUUCAGCUGGGACAAAUGCAGAAUUCCCUAUUGGCUUUGUAGUUGGAGUGGACCUUCUCCGUAUCGCACCACUAGAUGGAGCCCACUUCCUGUCCUUCUGCGAUGUCACUGACCAGACCACGCACACCCAGCUGCAAGAGCUUCUUCCCAAAGCCCAGGCGGACGUCGUUCUGAGUGACAUGGCCCCCAACGCAAGCGGCUUCAGAGAACUGGACCACGAAAGACUGGUGACCAUGUGUCUAUCAAUGGUAGAUUUGGCCGAGAGGGUUCUUAAACCGGAUGGCUCCCUGAUCUGUAAAUAUUGGGACGGGGGUCUGGCCCACCAGGUCCAAAGCAGACUGGCGCACGCUUUCCGUGACGUCAGGAUCGUGAAGCCCAAAGCUAGCCGCAAAGAGUCUGCGGAACUGUAUUUCCUCGCAAGGUUUUUCAAAAAGAAUAAAGCUGUUUAA
Molecule: messenger RNA, 1085 nt
Organism: Conger conger (European conger)
Lineage: Eukaryota; Metazoa; Chordata; Actinopteri; Anguilliformes; Congridae
Gene: mrm2
Product: mitochondrial rRNA methyltransferase 2
Exons: 2
Coding region: 348-1085 (245 amino acids)
Biological process (GO): RNA methylation
Cellular component (GO): mitochondrion
Molecular function (GO): rRNA (uridine-2'-O-ribose)-methyltransferase activity
Source: RefSeq, a predicted model, not a curated record